Molecule: messenger RNA, 4515 nt
Organism: Colletotrichum spaethianum
Lineage: Eukaryota; Fungi; Ascomycota; Sordariomycetes; Glomerellales; Glomerellaceae
Product: smad nuclear-interacting protein 1
Exons: 4
Coding region: 1-4515 (1504 amino acids)
Biological process (GO): mitotic sister chromatid cohesion
Source: RefSeq, a predicted model, not a curated record
AUGGCGCCCCGUCGCGGUCGCGCUGAACCUCAAGAGGAGGUCGAGGAGGAACAGGGCGAGGAGCUUGUCAGCCUUCAAUUCGACGAAGAAUUGACCUGGAAGCCUGGAAAACCCAUACCCACCACCGAGCUCCUCAACCGCCUGCAGACCUUGUCCGAGGAGCUCAGCGGCCUCGACCAAGACACCGUCGAUGUCGAAUCUCUAAACGACGUUGCCCACGCGCUGGGCCAACGCAACCUGCUGGCGCACAAGGACAAGGGCGUGAGGGCGUACGCUACAGUAUGCAUAGCCGACAUCCUGCGCCUGUGUGCGCCCGACGCACCGUUCACCGCCGACCAGACCAAGAUGUUCUUCAACCUCGUGGUCACACACAUCUUCCCCUCCCUGAGCGAUCAAGGGCAUCCGUACCACAGCCAGCACAAGUACGUGUUAACGGCGCUCACCGACGUCAAGAGUAUCCUUCUGAUCAACGAUGUCGAUGGCGCCGACGACUUGCUGCUGAAGCUGUUCUCGGUCUUUUUCGACGGCGUCUCGGGCGGCUCGAAUUCGGGCCCUGAGGAGGGCGUCUCCAAGGAAGUCCGCAACACCAUGACAGAAAUGCUGAUUGCCCUGGUCGACGAGGCGUCGGGAAUGAACCCCAAGGUCAUUGAGGUCAUAAUGGCCCAAUUCCUGAGAGCCGCACCGCCAGGGGGCUUCCAGGGCCGCACCGAACGCGGCGAGCAAAACGGUAGCCAGUCGACGUUGCUACCCAAGGACGAGCCGGCCGCCUACAUCAUGGCCAAGGAGAUUUGCAACGUGUGCACAGAAAAGAUGGUGCACUAUGUCAGCCAGUACUUCAGCGAUGUUAUCCUCGACGCCUCUCGUUUCGCGGCCAAGACUGUCGGAAACCGCCACGACGAGGACGAAGAUGAGGACACGCCCAGGGGGCCCACAGAUGCAGAAUUGAAGGAGCUCAAGAAGGCCCACUACCUCAUCAGAGAGCUGUGGCGCGCCGCACCAUCCGUCCUGCAAAAUGUCAUUCCUCAGGUCGAGGCAGAGCUCUCGGCCGACAACGUGGAUCUUCGACAGCUGGCCACCGAGACGCUCGGGGAUAUGAUCUCUGGAAUCGGUGCUGCCGGCCCGCCCCCGCCGCCCGUUCUGGACCCUGCCCAGUACCCUCCGCUGCGCUUGGCCGAUGAGGCUCCCAGCCAGAUUUCCGACAACGUUCUCACCACGCCGCUGUCGCCUCAGUCGUUUGCGCAGACGCACUCGUCAGCGUACCAUCAUUUCCUGGGAAGACGGAACGACAAGACAGCAACCAUCCGCGCAGCCUGGACCACCGCUGUCGGGUACAUCCUGGCCACCUCGGCAGGUGGCAUUGGUCUUAACCGCGAGGAACAGGCCGAGCUCGUGAAGCAUCUCGGGGAGAAGCUCAACGAUGGUGAUGAAAAGGUCCGCCUGGCUGCCGUCAAGGUGAUGGAGCUAUUCAGCUUCCGCGACUUCGUCACCAAGCUCGCCGCACCUGGUGGCGUGGACAAGGACGGCUCGGUCCUGAGCAGUCUUGCCGACCGUUGCCGUGACAAGCGUACCGCUGUUCGAGUCGACGCCAUGACUCUGCUCGCGAAGCUGUGGGCUGUUGGAUCCGGAGAGCUGGCUGCCGGGCAGGAGAGCGUAAUUGCGGCCCUGGCCGGGAUUCCUUCACGUAUCUUCAACGCGUUUUACGCAAAUGACUCUGAGCUUAAUAUCCUGCUGGAUCGCGUGCUCUUCGAGUGCCUGGUGCCACUGUCCUACCCUCCCAUCAAAGCGCCCAAGAACACCAGAGCCGCGGCCAGCCAGAGCUCACAGACCGCGAGCGUUGCGGACCAAGACCGUAUCCGAGCAGAGAGAAUCCUGCUCCUUACUCAGUCGCUGGACCCUGCGGCCAAGAGAGCCUUCUUCGCGAUGCAGGGCCGCCAACCUCAGUUCGCGCAGGUCCUCGAGGCCUUCAUCAACCAGUGCGAGAGCUACAACGGCGGUGUGAUGGACGACAACCGGCCAAAAAAGACGGCCAACCUGGAGAGGACAGUCCAACCCUUCAAGGUCAAGACGGACCUCCAGAAGUUUGCGAACCUCAACGACCGGCGCGCCUACCAACUUGUCAGGUUCUCGGUCAGCGCCGGGAGCGACUACAAGACGGUGCGUCAGGCCAUCAAGGAGCUGGUCAAGCGCAUCAACGCAAGCCAGAUCGCGACGAGCUUGGACACCCUCCUGCCGCUCCUUUACCGGUCAGCUUGUUUGCUGUUCAACCGCAGCCAUCUGGCGACGAUUCUGGACUACUCCAGGAACGACAAGGAUGGCCUAGGCUCCGUCUCGCACGAGAUCCUGAACGAGAUUUCCCAGCGCAACCCCGAACUGUUCAAGACCCACGUGGGCGAGCUGUGCAAGGGCCUGAUCGAGCAGGCCCCCACGGAGACCAACGAGAACGACUCGACCGUCGUUGACACCCUCAAGGCCUGCGCGUCGUACUCCAAGAAGUACCCCGAGGAGAUCCCGCAGGACCGCAAGUUCUCGCAGGCCCUCGUGAGCUACGCCCUGUACGGUCGGCCUGUCAAGUCUGCCAAGUACGCCAUCAAGAUCCUUCUGGCAAAGGGCGACGACAAGGGUCUCGUCAACGCAACCAGCUUGCUGGAGAAGGUCAUGGAAGACUGGAACUACGGCUCCUCGCACUUCCUGAACAAACUGCAGUCCGUCGCACAGCUCGAACUGCAGGCAUCCAAGAUCACUCUCGACUCGGAUGAUGACAUCCUCAACAUGACGGUACAGCAAAUCCUGCUCAAGGUUCGGACGGACGCCACAGACAAAGACCCCGACUGGGUAGAGGACGCCGAUGUGGACGAGGAGCUGCAGGCCAAGUGUCUGUCCAUGCACAUCCUCGUCAACCGACUGCGGAGUAUGGACGACGUUGAAGAAGCCAAGGAGAAGGCCGUCCCAGUCUUCAAGCUCCUCAAGACGUUAGUCGCCAAGAGGGGAGAGCUCUGCAAGACAAAGGAUACGCCCAACCACCACAAGUCGCGACUUCGCCUGUUGGCCGCCCAGCUGCUGUUGAAGCUGUGCACCAUCAAGCACUUUGACGACUUCCUGACCCCUGCCGACUUCAACCGCCUUGCUUUCACCGCGCAGGACCCGCAUCUCAAUGUUCGCCGGGGUUUCAUCGAGAAGCUCCAAAAGUACCUUGUGCAGGGCAAACUCCGAGCGCGGUUCUACACCAUUGUGUUCCUGACGGCUUUCGAGCCGAGCGCCGACCUGAAGCAGCGCGUCGAGACUUGGAUUCGAUCCCGCGUUCGCGCGCUGCAAUCGAGCGAACAGCACCCCAUGGAGGCCAUCAUGGGAAGGCUCAUUUCUCUGCUGGCCCACCACCCCGAUUUCAACAAGCCAGACAACGUCGAGAACGCCAGUAGCGAGGAAUUGUCGGCCUAUGCAAGCGAUCUGGCGGACCACGGCCGCUACAUCCUGUACUACCUCACCAACGUAGCGACCGAGGACAACCUGGGGCUCAUCUACAAGUACGCCGAAAGAGUCAAGCAGACCCGCGAUGCGAUCGACCCGGACGCAAGUGAGAACCUCUACGUCGUCAGUGAUCUGGCCCAGGCCGUCAUCAGGAAAUGGCAGGAAAGGAAGAACUGGAGCUUCCAGGCGUACCCGGGCAAGGUUGGCCUGCCGAUUGGUCUUUACACUGCUCUGCCUUCGCACCAGAUCGCCCAGGAGAUUGCUGAGAAGCAGUACCUGCCGGCGGAGAUAGACGAGAAGCUGGAUGGCCUCUUCAAGUCAAUCGACCGAAAGAAGAAGAGGAAAUCCAUGGAUGAGAGGGGAGACCAUCAACCCGCCAAGAAGGCCAGGCAGACGCCCAAGGCCAAGGAGCCUAAGGCACCGAAGGAACCCAAACCAAAGAAGCAAAAGGUCAAGAAGCCUGCCAAGGUCAAGGCGAGACGCCCCGAGUCCGACAUUCCGCCAGAGAACCGGAGACGCAGUGGCCGAGCCACGAGGGUCUCCCAGUACACCGAACGCGACUCGUCGGACGACGACCGCGAGAUGUGGGAUGGUGUUAGCAAGUGGGAAUACGUUGAUGGCGAGCCUACGCCCGAAGAAGAGACCGACGAUGACGAUGACGACUCUUCGGUCCUUUCUGAAGUUCCCGACAAGGAGGAUGGCAAAAAGGGCGCGAAGAAGUCCGCCGCCAAGGUCAAUGACAGUGGUGACGAAUCCCCUCUGUCCGAAGUGGAAGACGAGGCAACAGCCGAACCGGAGCCGGAGCCGGAGAAGGAGGAGGAAGAAGCAGACGACGAGGAGGAGCCCGAGGAAGCCACACCACCGCCCAAAUCGAACGGACGCAAGGGCAGGUCGGCGGCGGCGGCAUCCAAGGCGGCAGCCAAGACGAAGCUGCCGGCCCGGCCCGCAGCCAAGGAGAAGCCCGCACCGAGAGCAGCGACCCGGGCGUCGGCGCGAACCACGCGAGGGAGGGCCGCCAAGGAGUCGAUGGACGUUGACCAAAGCGAGUAA